AUGGCCACUGCCAAGAAAUACUUCGAUCAAGCUCGUGGACCGGCGGCAAGCCUGUACUUCGUGGUCCCGCUACUGCUGCUCUACAUGUUCGGAGUCUUCGUUCUUUCGGAUACCAGUUCAAACAACCUCACCGAGAUCUGGCCGCACCUGGUCUCCACGAACCUUGGCGUAGGGACCUGGCUUAUCCUGCCGGUGGUUACCGUCGCCGGGUUGCUGGUCUGGAGCCGCCGCUCAAAAGCCCGUUGGAACGUUCCGGCUUAUGUCGUCGUGGGCAUGUGGGCCGAAUGCGUGGCGAUGGCCGCCGUGUGGAUUGCCAUUGCCCACGGAUCGUUCGUCGAAAUUCCAGAUGUCACUGGCGGGGCGACCGAAAGCGCAAUCGCAAGUGCGGCGCCCAACACGUUGCGGCAAUGGAAGAUUGGCGUCGGCGUCGAAGAGCUACUCAUCGUGGUGCAAGAAGCCAUCAGCGACGAUGUCCUCUUUCGUCUGCUGAUGUUUCCUCUGUUCGCACUAACCCUCCGCUGGCUGGGCCAGUCGCGAACCGUCUCAGUCUUCGGUGCGGUCUUCGCUUCCACCGCAGUCGCUGUCGCGCUCAAUCACUUUGGCUGGCACGUGGGCGCCAGCAGCUCGUUUGAUUGGUUAGGCUGCGCGAUUCACACGGCCCUGCUCGGGGUGCUGUUCGCCUACCGUGGGUUCGGCGUAACGGUUGGAACGCACGUCAUCUACCUGAUGUGGGCCGGCCUCGUGCUAAGAAUACGUCUGGUGCUGUCCGUACGACCCAAAAUCAAGGAGCUGGUAUUUCAGCUCUACAGCCGACCGCUUCAUCCCGAGUUGUUCGCAGUUCACGAUUCGCGAACCGUUUCCCGCGGUGGUUACGAAGCCACGAUUCAAAUCACCAGUGCCGGCCACGUGGUGCAAUGGCGCUAUAAGGGAUUGACGCUCACCGAGGUGGCCACCUCCGCCCAUCAUCCGUUGCCGCAGAAGCGUCGCUUAAUGUCUUAUCGCCUGAGUGGCGAACGUAAGGACGCGAUUAAAUGCGCCGGCGGUGCGUCAUACCAGAUGAACUUCCAGCUUGAACCCGCCGAUCCUGAAGUGUUUUGGACCUUCCAGGAAGAACUGUGCAGUAACGAACAGAAAGGGAUGUUGCACCGCUUCGAUUCCAGCGGUCGCAUGGCGUUGGGGGCGCUCAGCUACAUCAACGUCGAAACACGUUCCCGCUGCCUCAUCGUUCAGGCGUUUCACACCUUCCCCGACGACUACGCCAUCGUGAAGAGCCAGUCGAUGUUCGAAGUGCCGUAA
Cladocopium goreaui is the source of this 1296-nucleotide messenger RNA. The record is from the annotation of a GenBank genome assembly. NCBI's taxonomy places the organism in Eukaryota, Dinophyceae, Suessiales, Symbiodiniaceae.